AUCAGUGCUGAUGCAGAAGCAGAGAUGCGAAGAAAGAAUCUCAGGAGACAGAAGAGAGAAUGGAUCCUGCCUCCUGCCAAAAUCUACGAGAAUACCGACUACACACAAAGAGAGUACAUUGCCAAGAUCCGCUCUGAUAAGGACAAAGAGGCGAAGGUGGAGUAUUACCUGGCAGGGAAGGGGGCUGACAAACCCCCCUUUAACCUCUUUAUUGUCAACCCCGAGAAUGGCUUUGUACGCAUCACUGGCAUCCUGGACCGGGAGAAAUGCCCCAUGUACAACUUGACUGGAGUGGCCAGGUACAGAAACGGGACCUUGGCGGAAGCAAAUAUUCCUCUGCAGAUUCAUGUCGUUGAUCUGAACGAUAACUCACCUUACUUUGAGCUGCACUCUGGAUCCAUCGCAGAGUCCAGUAAAGCAGGCACAGAAAUCAUGCAGAUCAUUGGGAAAGAUGACGAUCAGGAGGGGAGCAUCAACUCUAAGAUCCAUUACAAGAUCCUCAGCCAGAAACCAGCAGGGUCCGGAGCCAUGUUCGCCAUCGAUGAAAAUACAGGGAAACUCUUCGUCAAGGAUGCCACACUGGACAGAGAGACUCACGAUUCGUACACUAUAAUCAUCCAAGGGGCAGAUAUGGGCGGGGCAGCUGGAGGCAACACGGGAACAGGAACUGUGGAAAUAAAGGUCCUGGACAUCAAUGACAACAUCCCCACACUGGAGAAGGGGCAGUAUGCAGGGAAAGUUGACGAGAACAUUGCUGAUGUCAUUGUGAUGAGGAUCAAAACAGUGGACAGAGAUCUAGAACACACAGAUAACUGGCGGGCCGUCUUUCACAUCGCCCAAGGCAACGAGGACGGACUCUUCUCCAUCGAGACGGACCAAGACACCAACGAAGGCAUUCUGAAGCUGAUCAAGGCAGUAGAUUUCGAGGAAGUCCAGAAAUUAGAACUUGGAAUAGUCAUUGAGAACGUAGCUCCUCUUGUUGUAGGGAGUGCUGCAGCGAUGGAUGUGGAUGUUUAUGCUGGGGAGGGGGGAGGGCCGGGAGCUGGAACUGGAGAUGGGGCUGGAGCUGGGGCAGGGGCAGGUGCUGGAGCAGGGGCUGGAGUUGGUGUUGAUGUAGGAGUGGAUGUUGGGGGAGAUGUGGGAGUGAAUGCAGGGGUGGAUGUGAACGUAGAUGCUGGAGCUGGGCCCGGGGUAGGUGUUGGGGCUGGGGUUAAACCAGGAGUUGGGCCUGGGGUUAAGCCUGAUCCCAAUGGGAAGCCAAAACCAAAGCCAAAGCCUAAAGGGGGGAAGAAUUACCCGAUUUCGAUCGCAGUUAACAACAUGCCGGAAGGUCCAGCAUUUAAGCCCAGCACCAAGCUUGUGCCUGUCUCUGAGGAUCCCAACAAAAUGCCGAAGGAUGGAGUGAUCGCCUCGUACCCUGCUGUGGACGGAGAUACAGGGGAGCCUGCUGAGGACGUCAGGUAUGCCAAAGCCUAUGACCCAGACAACUGGGUGACCAUCGAUGACAAGACAGCUGAGAUAAGACUUAUCAAGACGCCAGAUCGAGAGUCUAAGUUCUUGGUGAAUGGGACAUACUUUGCCAAGAUACUCGUCAUUACCCAAGAUAUGCCCUCUAAGACAGCCACGGGCACCAUAGCUAUCCAGGUCCAAGACUACAACGACCACUGCCCCAUGCUUACUACUACCUAUGAGAGCGUGUGCUCGGGCAAACAUACGGUCAACGCCACCGCGUUCGACGAGGAUGUCUCGCCCAAUGGAGCUCCGUUCACCUUCACCGUGGUGGCUGAGGGGACACGUGGCAAAUGGGAAAUAGAACACAUCAAUGGCACGACGGCUGUCCUGCGAUCUACUGAGGCGUUGUGGCCGGGUGAGUAUGAGGUGAGGGUGGCGGUAGCAGACGAGCAGGGCCUGUCCUGCCCAGCACCACAGGUGUUCAAGGUGGAGGUAUGUACCUGUUUGGAGGGGGAAGACUGUGACUCCAGGACUAUCAGUUCACGCCAAAAGACCACCGACGCCAAAAUUGGUACCCCUGCCAUCGGACUGCUCAUCUUAGCCAGCUGUGUUCUGCUACUGGUACCUCUGCUGCUGCUGUUCUGUCAGUGUAGAGGAGCCUUCGCUGACCAGUUCACUGACCUGCCGUUCGAUGCCAAGGAAUACCUCAUAUCCUACCACACUGAGGGAAAGGGAGAGGAUAAGGUGAUGCCUUCAAGUUCCCAUAUUGACAUUAGCAGUGGGGUCUCCAGUGAGGACAUGCAUACACUGCGUCGGGAGCAGAGCCACAGGCCCAUGGGUAUGGAGAUAGACUACACCUAUGGAUUCCAGAAUGGUGGAGGCUUUGAGGCUAGUAUGGGGCUAGGAAGCAGCACCAUGCAUUCCAGAUACGCCACACACACCUCACAUGUCAAACAAGACAUCUAUGAGGACAUGGCACUCCCAUGUGCUUUCCUGGAUGGCUACUACUCACAGGUCUCAAGCAUGUACAAUCUAAGUUCUGAUCACAAAAAAAGGCACACGGUAUGUCAAAUGAGUCUAUCUUAUCCCCUCAUGCAGAAAGUGGCAUGUGCAUCUCAGAACCCUCCACAGAAGGACAGUAUGCUGUUGUAUGACUACGAGGGCCAGGGCUCUCCUGUGGGCUCGGUGGGAUGCUGCAGCCUCCUGGAAUCUGACAACGACCUCCAGUUCCUCAAUGACAUGGGGCCAAAGUUCAAGACCCUGGCUGACAUCUGCUCUCCUCCAAAACCUCAACCCAAACCUCAACCCAAACCCAGAAUGGUGGAGCACAUCUUCGAGCCAAAACACCCUGAAAUCAAAAGAGAGAGCAUCGUCACCGCCAGCAAUGUCAACAUCACCAAAUCUUCCAUUAGAAAUGUCAAUAUCAACCCAUCGUCCACCAGCACCAGCAGAGUCAAUAUCUCCCAAACACCUCCCACCAGUCCCCCUGCCACUGGAGUUAGUAACUUCUCUAACAGUCAGUCCGCCACUUUCCCACCGCCCCCUACCCAGACGAUUCUGCUGCAGCAACAGCCUAUGUACUACACCACCAUGCAGCCCGUGGUGCAGCCCCUGAUGCAACCCAUACAGUAUGUACUGGCUGAUGGCGGCUCUACCACCAACCUAAAGCGUAUGGUAGUGCUCAACGGGCCCCCUGUGUCUGGAAGCAUGGGAAGUCUGGGAGGCCUUGUCAUCCAAGGCAACAGGGUCAUAUCAGAGACCUCCACUAGCCCCAGUAGCCCAGGAAGCCCCACCAUGCUGGGGCUGGGUAGUCCCAGAAGCCCUGGGUGGAUCCAAGGCUCCCUACCCAGAGGUGGCCUGGGUGGUCUGUCUGUAGUGGGGCACAGCCCUGAUGGUAACUAUAUUUACAUGGAAAGGCAGGUUAAUGUAAGUGGAGAGCCACAAGUGGGGUCUGGGGUCCCAGGUGUACCUUCUCAGGGCAGUUUGCCCAGGGGUGCGUUCCUGGUGAAGGAGGCUGCUCCCCCUCAGGGGGUUUUAGGCCUGGCAGCCCAGGGUGUGGGUGGGGGUGGUGGAGGUGUGUAUGGCGUUAUGCCAGGACACAACUUUACAAGGAGCCCCCCAGGGGGUCGCCGUGGACAGAUGGAGGGGGCAGCGCCAACAGGUGAAUCUCAACCAACUCCGGUUACUGUUGAAAUUCCAGAGUCAUUUGAGUCAGUGGCAGAGAUUGAGAGGAAACUGGUGUUUGAGGGCCAUAGUGAACCAGAAGGCCUAGUUGACUCUGAGGACCAGCUGUCUGAUGAGGAUGUGUCCAUGGUAGUCGAGGCCUCCUCAGAAGAAGCAUCCAUGUCCGAAUCAGACAUUAUAGAUUUAGUUGGUACAGAUCAGCCAACCGAGGAUGAAGACUUUAUAGAUCUAGUUGGUACAGAUCAGUCAGCCGAGGAAGAAGACAUUAUAGAUCUAGUUAGUACAGAUCAGCCAGCCAAGGAAGAAGACAUUAUAGAUCUAGUUGGUACAGAUCAGCCAGCAGAGGAAGAAGACAUUAUAGAUCUAGUUGGUACAGAUCAGGGAACCGAGGAAGAAUCAGCAGAACUGACUCUGGAGGAAGAAGUGGUUUCAGAAUCGCAGGAAGUUGAGCUAACGGUGGAUCCAGUCACUAACGGUCAACUACAGAAGGGUAUUACUGAGACAGAAGAGAUGAUGGUAUCAGAAGCACAGCAAGAUCAGGUCACAGUUGAUUACAUCACUGAUAGCCAAGAGGAGGGUACAGCUGAGGAGGAAAUUAUGUCACAGCUUCAGUUAGAUGAGCUCACAUUAGAUAGACUAACAGAUAACCAGGAUGAGGAGGGGAAGGCACCUGAAGAAGUUUUCCUAAAAUCAGAAUUGCUCAUAGCAGCUUACAGUGCACUUGAUAGCCAAGAAGAAGAGGGUAGUCCUGAGGAGGAAUUGGUGUCAGAGUUGCGGCAGAAUCAGCCAAUAUCACAUAGCGACACUGAUGUCCAGGAGGAAGGAAGUCAGGGAGAUGAGGCAGCGCUGAGUGCUCAGAUAGGAGAGGUGGAGGAAAAGGUGGAGAUGGAGGGAGAGGUGGAGUCUUCCCAGGUGACAGAGGAGGAGGUGGAGUCUUCCCAGGCGACAGAGGAGGAGGGAGAGGUGGAGUCUUCCCAGGCGACAGAGGAGGAGGUGGAGGGAGAGGUGGAGUCUUCCCAGGCGACAGAGGAGGUGGAGGGAGAGUUGGAGUCUUCCCAGGCGAUAGAGGAGGAGGUGGAGGGAGAGGUGGAGUCUUCCCAGGCGACAGAGGAGGAGGAGAGUGAAGCAUUUGAUGAGUCAGCACCAGAACAGGAGUACACAGAGGUAGAUCAGGACAUAGAGACAUCAGAAGAGACUGGAACACUAGACUCAGAGAACAUAGAGGACAUACCAAGCCAGUUUACUACAGGCCUGAUGCCAACAUCAGGUGAUGGAAUGAUAGAAAAGGGCACUGUUGUUAGGGAGAGCCAAGUUUCUGUUGAUCAAGAUUUAUCUGGAGGCGCAGACUUAGUGACUGUGGAGGGUGAGGUGGAGUCUGUUGAACUAAUGGCAGAAGAAGCAGUUUGUUCAGCCCUAAAGGCUACAGGUGAUUUAGAGGAAUCUGAAGAAGAGGAUGACGAGGUGGGAGAGAGUCUGGUUACCUCUCGCCAAAUCGCUGAAGUCAAAACACUAAGAGUAGAAGUAGACGAUAGUGAGAAUGUAGUAGGAGAGGAGAUGGAGUCUGCUGUUGAGACAGUUGAGGAAGUAGAGGCUAGUGCUGACCAACAGACAGAGUCCACAGUAGCUACAGAAGAGGUUGAGUCCCCUAGCGAAGAAUUGGCCGAGGAGCUAGAGGUGACCUCCUCAACACCAGAGGCUACAGGUGAGGCUAUAAAUGCAGUGGCAGGUGCAGCAGUGGAUGAUACAGUAGUGGAGGCUGCGGGUGAGACAUCAGAUGAGGCCGCAGGGGCGGCUGGUGGGUCAGAUCAGGCCCCAAAGCCAUUGGCUUCAUCUUUCCGUAACAAAUUCAGGAUGGGCUCCAAGAAAGAAUCUACUCCCAAGAGUCCAAAGAGUCCCACAGCAAAGUGCAAACAACAGUGA
Messenger RNA from Salvelinus fontinalis (brook trout), 5556 nucleotides. Its product is annotated as desmoglein-2.1-like. NCBI's taxonomy places the organism in Eukaryota, Metazoa, Chordata, Actinopteri, Salmoniformes, Salmonidae. Gene Ontology annotation, cellular component: plasma membrane; desmosome. The coding region runs from base 25 to 5556 and encodes 1843 amino acids. The transcript has 16 exons. Gene Ontology annotation, biological process: homophilic cell-cell adhesion. The record is from RefSeq and is a predicted model, not a curated record. Gene Ontology annotation, molecular function: calcium ion binding.